Hydractinia symbiolongicarpus is the source of this 1576-nucleotide messenger RNA. RefSeq lists its product as uncharacterized. The record is from RefSeq and is a predicted model, not a curated record. NCBI's taxonomy places the organism in Eukaryota, Metazoa, Cnidaria, Hydrozoa, Anthoathecata, Hydractiniidae. The transcript is spliced from 4 exons. Bases 121 to 924 code for a protein of 267 amino acids.
UUAUAAAACUUAUAAAUGAUAAUUAUUGACAUCAUAACCAGGCAAUAUAAACAACGAGAGGUUCAAAAAUCUUAUAUAAAACUAGAUAAAGAUUUGAAAAUGUAACAACAAACAUGAAAGAUGGGCAGAAUAAGUAGUGUCGUGUAUAUCAUUCUCAUUUCGGUGUUGCCUUGUGUCGCAUACAUCACAAGACUACCGUGUAAGCGUAAUGGAAAUUUCACGGUCAUUAAAACAGAUAUACGAUACUCUGGGACGGUGCAAGAGACGCACGCAGAUGUCACAGCACGUGAUUGUGCUCUGUUAUGCAUCUCGCACGAUACUUGCGCCUAUUUCAAUCACAAGGUGGAUAACACAUCUUGUGAGCUGUUAGCGAUCGAUUCUGGUACACAACAAAGUGGACAUGGGUGGAAAUUCUAUUCAACAAACUAUGGCACUCCAAACAGGGGACCUGUGUGUCGAUCACUAUCACCUUGCCCAAUGACGUCAGCUUGUGUUGAUAUUUGUGAGAGUCCUGGAUACCAGUGCAUCGCUAACAAAUUUCAAGGUUUGUAUGGAUCGCCUUAUGCGAGUCCAGGUUACUCUUCUUAUCCUGCGUCGCAAUUAACCGAUGGUAGUUAUGGUACGAUGGCAGGCACAAGUAGUAGCGUUGAUGCCUUCAUUUCGUUAAAUCUUGGUUCGGAAAAACUAAUAAGAUUUGUUACAUUGAUGAUACACAGUACAAACGACAGAUUUGAAAUAAGUAUCGGUAAUGUAAAUGCAAAAUACGGAAAUGAGUUUUGCUCAUUACUUCCGCCGUACUCAGAUGUUGAAAUGCUGGUAGAAUGCGAUAAUUACUUAUCUGGGCAAUAUGUUGUGUUAUAUCAUAUGAGAGGCAGUAGUAGUCCAAUGUACGCUUACGAUAUGAAAGCCUACGUAGAUGUGUAGACGUAUUAAUUUUAUGUUUAUUUGGAUAUGUUUUACUGGUGCAUCGCUAAAAGUUUAGGGGCAUUUUGUUUACACUUGUGUCUUUUUAAUGGUAACAAAUAGCUCUUGUACUUAAUGGCAAAGUUGAGUUCGUUUUACUUUUGACGACGCUUGUUGAGAAAUAACUAAUGUUUAAGCUUUUAUCAUAAUGCUUAAUCCCUACAAUCGUCAAAAAUAAAGGAAAAACAAUAUCAAUUUGGAAUGUCCCAGAUGACGAAGGGGACACGACGUCGUUUUGAUCAAGCUGAAUUUAGAAUCACACAAAAGUGGAGUUUUGUUCAAACAGAUUUUGUCACACAGGGCAGUGGCGUUAUCCAUCUCUUCAAACCAAGAAACUUUUGGAGGUCAACAACAAAUAACAACAACAAAUAACAAGAACAAAUAACAACAACAAAUAACAACAACAAAUAACAACAACAAAGACGCUGAAAAAGAAAAAUCGGUUAAUGUUAUGGUUAUGUUAUAUUUAUUAAUAAUUGUAUUUAUACUUUAAACUUUUUAGAUACUAUGUAUGUAUAUUAACUCUGUAUAUUUUGAGUGUUACUUUUUCUUUUAAAUGUUUUUGCCAACUUUGUAAUCAGUUGUUUUAAGCUUAAAACAACUUUUUAUGCAU